Molecule: messenger RNA, 417 nt
Organism: Funneliformis caledonium
Lineage: Eukaryota; Fungi; Glomeromycota; Glomeromycetes; Glomerales; Glomeraceae
Source: the annotation of a GenBank genome assembly
AUGAAAUCACAAAGUCUCUCACAAUUCUUUUUCUCUGUUCUUUUAUUCACAAUUCUUACCACUUCUGUUCUGUCCAUAACAUGUCCACCAGAAUAUACUGAUGAAGUUAAUUAUACGAAUGCAAAAACACGCUACAUAGUCUCCCUUAAAAAAUCCGAACAAUCCUCUUCCGAUGUUGAAACUCAUUUCGCCUAUUUACGUGAUUGUAUGAAUAGAAUUCUAGUUUAUUCCUCGCAAGUGGAUUAUCAUGGUACAAUUAAUGAUACCAUUAUUAGUGAAAAUCAAAAAGUAAUUUAUAUUUUGAAAACUGUGAAUAUUUAUUAUGGAUGGUUUGAUCCAAAUUACGUUGUUGAGAGAUUGAGCAAGUUAGAAAUUGUUAAUAGUGCUGAAAAAGAUCAAAAAGUUUCUAUUAAUUAA